UUAAAAAUGUUUUUCAGAAAGGCUUGUCAACUCCAAAUACAACUAGUUAGAAAAUGCAGUGGCCUAUCGUCAUCAGUCAGAAUUAACGACUUGCUAAAUGAGUCAGAGCAAAAGCAGGACGUUAUAAUACAAGGAUGGGUCCGACACGUUCAACGGUAUGGUAAAAUUCUUUUUCUAAAACUCAACGAUGGUAAUUGUCCACAUCAACUCCAAGCAGUUGUGCCCAGAACAAUUUGUCAUACUAUCCAUGUUGGUAGCGCUCUUCGUUUGCGUGGGCAAUGGGUUCCAAGUAUAGGAACACAACAGCAAAUGGAAUUUUUGGCUGAACAUUGCAUAUUUAUAAAUGAGCCAAGUGAACUUGUUGUAGAUUCAAAAGAAAAGGAUGCUCUUCGCUUAAUUCCUCAUCUAAGACCUAAAAAAUUAGAAUUUGCAUCAAUUUUAAGAAUGCGCUCUCAUCUCAACUUUUUAAUACAUAAAUUUUUUAAUGACAGGCAUUUUACUCAUAUUGAUACGCCAUUAUUUUCACAAAAUGACUGUGAAGGUGCUGGUGAGGCUUUUUCGGCUACCUGUUCAGAGGAAAAUUUUUUUAGCGAUACAAAGCCUUUUCUACCUGUUUCUGCACAGUUACACUUAGAAGCAAUGAGCAGUUCUCUUGGAAAUGUCUAUACAUUGUCGCCUGUAUUCCGCGCCAAUCCAAGUGAAACUCGUCAACAUUUGGCAGAGUUUAAAAUGUUGGAAGUUGAAUGUGCUUUUACUGACUCUCUCGAACAGAUUUGUAAUAUUGUGGAGGAAUUUAUACGUUUUUUAGUUUCAAAAACUGAGACAAUUCUUCAACUUGAAGAGUUUGAAAAGUCCUCGCCCUUUUGUCAACAAAGUUCUAAUGAUGAAAAAAAAUCAGCUUCAUCUCAGUUGAGUAAAAAGGACGAAUUUGAUCUUGUUGAUAUAUUUGGUGGUCCUUUAUUUGUAACUCAUUUUCCUUCAGAACAAAAACCAUUUUAUAUGCGACGCACAGAUGAUGGGAAGUUUACAGAAUCUUUCGAUUUGAUAGCCCCUUUUGUUGGUGAAUUAGCUGGUGGUAGUGUACGUGAAUGGGAUGAAGAACUAUUGACAGCAAGACUCCCAAAAGAAAAUAAAGAAAAACUUGAAUGGUACAUAGAAUUACGACGUUAUGGUUAUCCACGAAGUGGAGGUUUUGGAAUUGGUGUUGAUAGACUAAUGCAAUCACUUUUUGGUAUUAAGAAUAUAAAAGACACUAUACCUUUCCCUCGUUGGUCAAAGCAAACAAUCAAAUGUUGA
This is a messenger RNA of Meloidogyne enterolobii, 1296 nucleotides long. The record is from the annotation of a GenBank genome assembly. NCBI's taxonomy places the organism in Eukaryota, Metazoa, Nematoda, Chromadorea, Rhabditida, Meloidogynidae.